AUGGCGGCUAUGACUAAAUUGGCAAACACUAUGGAGGCUAAUGCUACUGUGAAUCUGCAAGUUGUGCAGAGGUUAGGCCAACUGGCUGGAAAUGGAAACAGAAAUGGUGAAGGGAAUGCUCAUGAUAAUACUGAGGGAAACAGUGAUAAUACGGGAGGUGUUCCGAUGACCUUGGCGACGUUCCUUAAGGUUCAUUCGCCAAUUUUCCAAGGAUUAACUAAUCCUACUGAAGCAGACAACUGGUUCCAGGCCAUGGAGCGUGCUUUACAAGCGCAGCAUGUUCCAAACAAUCAGUACGUAGAAUUUGCCGCUUAUCAGCUUGCGGGAGAGGUCCAGCACUGGUGGCAAGCAGAGUGUCACUUGCUACAGCUCCAGAAUGCAGAUGUCCCUUGGGAUAUGUUUCAGACAGCCUUUUACAAGAAGUACUUCCCUGAGUCUGCAAGGGAAGCAAAGGAGAUGGAACUGAUACAGCUGAAGCAAGGUUCCUUGUCAGUGGCAGAUUACACCAACAAGUUUGAGGAGCUCUAUAGGUUUUCUAGGGUAUGUCAGGGUGCCCCAGAAACCUACGAGAGCUGGAAGUGUAUUAAGUACUAG
This is a messenger RNA of Arachis duranensis, 594 nucleotides long. RefSeq lists its product as uncharacterized. Lineage: Eukaryota; Viridiplantae; Streptophyta; Magnoliopsida; Fabales; Fabaceae. The record is from RefSeq and is a predicted model, not a curated record. The coding region runs from base 1 to 594 and encodes 197 amino acids. The transcript has a single exon.